AGUCACGAGCUCCUUACCCACAUAGUCUAUAAGAACCAAGAAGCCCAAACACUUAAAACACCUUCAAGAUUCAACAAAUUCUUCCGGAAAUCUUUUUCUACAAAUAUCAUCGAUCAAAUUCCCUCUCUUAGAGGCAACAAUGGCAACUACACAGAGGAAGGUGGUUGUGUUUCCGAGCAAGAACGAAUUGUACGAGGCAAUGGCUAAGUACACUGCCAAUCUCUCCGCCAAGUUCUGUAAGGAGAAAGGCCUUUUCACCGUUGUUCUUUCUGGCGGUGAUCUCAUCGAUUGGCUUUGCAAGUUGGUGCAACCUCCUUACAUUGAUUCAAUCGAAUGGUCAAAGUGGCAUGUGUUUUGGGUGGACGAGAGGGUUUGUUCAUGGGAUGAUCCAAACAGCAACUACAAACUCGCCAUGGAUGGUUUUCUCUGCAAGGUACCAAUUCCAAGCCAGAAUAUCUACGCAAUCGACAAACAUUUGGCGAGUGAUGGUAACGCCGAGAACUGCGCUACACUGUACGAGGAGUGCCUGAGGAACCUAGUGAAGGAAAACAUAAUCCCUAUUUGCGCAAAGACCGGAUUUCCUCAGUUCGAUCUCGAGCUUCUAGGGAUGGGUCCUGAUGGCCACAUGGCAUCUCUCUUCCCGGGACAUAAUCAAAUCAAUGAGAAGGAAAAAUGGGUCACUUACAUUACCGACUCUCCCAAACAGCCACCAAAGAGAAUCACAUUCACUUUACCAGUCAUCAACUCAGCUUUGUACAACCUUAUGGCCGUUUGUGACAAGGAACAGGCCCAUGCCGUCGCCGAGAUCAUGAAGCAGAACAAGCCUUUGCCUUCUGCUCAUCUUAGUGCUCAAGUUGAAAAUGUUUGGUACCUUGACCAAGCAGCUGCUUCCAUGCUCUAGAGAGCCAAGUCACAUUAAUAAUGGUGGUUUUUUCUUUUUUUAAUAAUCUCUUUAAUUAAGUUGCUUCGUUAGACCGAGUUGGUGCGGUUUGCUUGCAUGUGUGUCAAAUAAUUA
This is a messenger RNA of Eutrema salsugineum, 1015 nucleotides long. RefSeq names its product probable 6-phosphogluconolactonase 3. The coding region runs from base 140 to 901 and encodes 253 amino acids. Gene Ontology annotation, biological process: pentose-phosphate shunt; carbohydrate metabolic process. Lineage: Eukaryota; Viridiplantae; Streptophyta; Magnoliopsida; Brassicales; Brassicaceae. The record is from RefSeq and is a predicted model, not a curated record. Gene Ontology annotation, molecular function: 6-phosphogluconolactonase activity. The transcript is spliced from 3 exons.